Messenger RNA from Onthophagus taurus, 1728 nucleotides. Its product is annotated as sterol O-acyltransferase 1-like. Gene Ontology annotation, biological process: cholesterol metabolic process. The record is from RefSeq and is a predicted model, not a curated record. Gene Ontology annotation, cellular component: endoplasmic reticulum membrane. Lineage: Eukaryota; Metazoa; Arthropoda; Insecta; Coleoptera; Scarabaeidae.
UAUCGCUGUGUUACAUACAAAAUCCGCAAUAAUGGAAACGAAAUAAAUUAUACUACUAAUUCAAGGUGCAAGUAAAACAAAAAAGACUAUAAUUUUGAGGUAAACACUAAAUGAAGUGUUCAAAUCUACAUAACAUAAAAGAAUACUUUCCUGAGUACAUGGUUAGUUUUUAGUAUAAUUUUGGGUUGCGAUGAUGCGUACAAAUAGUAAUCUAAAAGUUACAAAGAAAAAUAUUCUUAAAAGAAAAAUAUUUAUGUUACGUGAAUCUGUUUUAACAGAAAACCCCAAUUUUGCAACAAUUAAAAGUAUUUUGUACUGUGUGUUAUUGGGGUUCAUACUAAUAGAUGUAACUGUUAGUUUUGUUUUAAAGCAAAAGGUGACUUAUGGUUUGUAUUUACUUCAACAUGGAUUUGAUAAAUUUCCAAUAACAUUAAUGGUGUGGUGUUUAUUUUUUUGUUUUAACUUAUUGACAUACUUUUUUUACAAUUUUUGGAGCAAUUUAAGAAUAAAAUUUGCAGCUCUUUCAAAAUUAUUGGAUUGGAUAUUUCUAGUAAUAUUUUUAUCGUACAUAGCAGGAAUUUUAUAUUUAGUACCGUUUGUUGUUAAAAAUAUUAAAAUGGGAUUAGUUGCAGCUUUCGUUUUUUGUAUAGAACAAAUACGAUUAUUAAUGAAAUCUUACGCGUUUAUAAGAACAAAUGUGCCAAAUGUACUUAAUUAUCAACAACAUACAGAUAAAAUGUUUUUUAGACCAACAUUGAAACAUUAUUUAUAUUUUUGUUUUGCACCAACGCUUGUUUAUAGACAUGAAUAUCCACGCUAUAACGUAAUCCGUUGGACGUUUGUGACACAACAUUUCUUUGAAUUCGUGGCUUGUAUUUGGACAGUCAGUUAUGUGGCCGAAACAGUGUUUCUAUACAAAAUCCAGAAUAUUGAUAUAAGUGAAAAUUUCUUUAGCCAAGUUUUUAAAAUCAUUAUUGAAGGUGCCAUAGCUGGUCUCAUAGCAAAAUUACUCCUUUUUUAUGCGGUCUUACAUUGCUGGUUAAAUGCGUUUGCUGAAAUGCUGCGUUUUGGAGAGAGACAAUUUUAUACUGAUUGGUGGACUGCAACAAACUAUAAAAUAUUUUUCCGAAAAUGGAACAUUGUUGUUUCUGAUUGGUUGUACGAAUACAUCUAUCAAGAUUUUUUCGAGACCAUCACACCCAACUCAAGAACCACACCAAAACUCAUAGUUUUCUUAAUAUCGGCUAUUUUCCAUGAGUACAUCGGCACAGUUUUUUCGCAACAUUUUUUUCCGCUUUUGUUUUUAAUAUUUCUCAUUUCCGGCUUAGCAUUUACACAUAUCAACACCAAACAUCGACUUUUUAAUAUUCCUUUUCUGUAUUUUACCGGUUUAGGAGUCGCACUGCUCUCCACAUUUUACGCUAUUGAGUUUGUGGUUAAUCAAAAUUGUGCAAUCAAUAAAACCAAUGUAUUGUAUAAUUUAAUUCCUAGGAUAUUGAGGAAUGAGUGUGUAAAUUUUAUUUAAAAAUUUUUUUUUAUAAUUAUUUUACGUUUAUUAAGAAUCUUAUAAUAAUCAGGUACAAUAUGACUCAAUCAAUACACUGACCACCAAAUGAACAGGAUUAUCCAAAAUGUGGCAUCUUUUAUAUACACCUGUGUAUAGUAUCUCUACAAGUUUUUGCAUAUUUAAAUCUUUAUCAAAUAUGUUCUAUAAAAUUUUAUAGAUUA